CCUUGGUCAGAAGGCAUCGCCGUCGGCUCGAUGCAUCGCUCCUCUCUCGUGCUCCGUAGCAGCCGCAAGUUGUUGAGCCCAUCUCUUCCUCCUCCUCAUCUUCUUCCUUCGACUUUGCGGCUGCCGCUAUCCACCGGCGCCCUCCGCUCAUUGAGCACGCAGCACUUCAAGGCGAGCAACACAGUGCACCCACUUCUGCCGCAAAAGCAGUACCUGGCGAUGGAGCGGGAGAUGGCCGACAAGACUGGGCGGCAGCAGAAUCACAUCUGGUCCAAGGACGAGCUCGACUCGGCGCUGGCCACCUUCAGUGACAAGCACGUGCCAGAGACGCUCUCCGACAAGGUGAUGCACGGCUUCAUGUACUAUGGCCUCUACCACCCGUUCAACUUCAUCACUGGCUACACGCACCACGACCCCUCGCCCUCGUCGCUGGUGUGGCGCCUCAUCGUCCUCGAGUCCUUCGCUGGCGUACCCGGCUUCGUGGCCGCCGGCAUGCGCCACUUCCACUCCCUGCGGGCGCUGGAGCGCGACUACGGCUGGAUUCACACGCUGUUAGAGGAGGCGGAGAACGAGCGGAUGCACCUGCUUACCUGCCUCUCCAUGUUCCAAGCGGGUCCCGUCACCCGCCUCAUGUGCAUCGGCGCGCAGUUCUCGAUGACGCCCUUCCUGAUGAUGAUCUACGUCGUGAACCCAAAGGCCAUGCACCGGUUCGUCGGCUAUCUCGAGCAAACCGCAUGCGAGACGUACCACAACGUGAUCUCGCACCUGGAGACGCCGGGCACGCGGCUGCACGCCGAGUGGUCGGGUCUCCCAGCCCCCGAGAUCGCAAAAGGCUACUGGAAGCUGCCGGACGACGCGACGUGGCUCGACACCCUCCGCUGCAUCUACGCAGACGAGUCUCAUCACCGCGACGUCAACCACACCUUUGCUUCGAUGGCGUCCGACGACCCGAACCCGUUUGUGCACAUGCACAAGGAGGACGCCGCGCGCGCGUGGAAGCUCGAGCAGGCGCAGCGCCUGCUGAGGGAGCACCGGCACGGCAGCUCGGCCUCAUCCACCUAGGUGUGCGCGGAUACGCGCGGAUUUAGAGCGCAGGGCCGCGCCAGAACAGGCGUGAGUGCGGGCGUGGCGCGGCCCUGACUCGUGGCACGGCCUCGGAGCGCUCGCGUGCGCGCAGUCACGAGUCGGCGCGUGGUGGGGUCUCUCGCUCUCGCGAUAUCAUUCCUCUCAGGGCGUUCCAGAACCCCAGGGGGCCAGGCCACCCAGCCCACGGCAAACGCGCUCGCUCGAGCUCGCUCUAUAUACAGAGAUCAGAGUAGAGCGGCUACAGCCGGCUCGCGCUCGGCGGGGACGGCGCGCGGUCCGCGGUGUUCACCAUUACUUUUUUGAGAGCUCUCUUCGAGGAG
Molecule: messenger RNA, 1406 nt
Organism: Emiliania huxleyi CCMP1516
Lineage: Eukaryota; Haptophyta; Isochrysidales; Noelaerhabdaceae
Exons: 1
Coding region: 31-1062 (343 amino acids)
Biological process (GO): alternative respiration
Cellular component (GO): mitochondrion
Molecular function (GO): alternative oxidase activity
Source: RefSeq, a predicted model, not a curated record